Molecule: messenger RNA, 2131 nt
Organism: Carassius auratus (goldfish)
Lineage: Eukaryota; Metazoa; Chordata; Actinopteri; Cypriniformes; Cyprinidae
Product: trifunctional enzyme subunit beta, mitochondrial-like
Exons: 16
Coding region: 135-1550 (471 amino acids)
Biological process (GO): fatty acid beta-oxidation
Cellular component (GO): mitochondrion
Molecular function (GO): acyltransferase activity, transferring groups other than amino-acyl groups
Source: RefSeq, a predicted model, not a curated record
CCCCACUCAGGCAGUGAAUCGGGUUGACAGGGGCGUGGGGUCCUGCGGCUCGUGAACUGCUGUAGUCAUUAGGCAGACGCGAGACAUCAAAAUUACACUCGCUCAACAUUCACAACAAUAACAGAUAAUCAAAGAUGACGUCUAUGUUGUUAACUUCACUGAGGAGCAGCCCUUUGACAUCUUUGCAGGCUGCUCAGUUUGCUGCUCGUUCUCUCAGCACAUCUGUUCAUCUGCGAGCUCAAGCAAAGAGCAAAAAGACUCUGGCCAAACCAGGAGUGAAGAACAUUGUUCUAGUUGAUGGCGUCCGAACUCCUUUCCUCCUGUCUGGCACCAUAUACGCUGAUUUGAUGCCUCAUGAUCUGGCGAGAGCUGCAUUACAAGGUCUGCUGAACAGAACUGGUCUCCCUAAAGAUGCUGUUGAUUAUAUUGUCUAUGGAACUGUUAUUCAGGAAGUGAAGACCAGUAAUGUGGCCAGAGAGGCGGCUCUUGGUGCUGGAUUCUCAGAUAAGACUCCUGCUCACACUGUGACUAUGGCGUGUAUUUCCUCCAACCAAGCGAUGACCACAGCUGUCGGUUUGAUCGCUGCCGGUCAGUGUGAUGCUGUCGUUGCUGGUGGAGUCGAGUUUAUGUCUGAUGUUCCCAUUCGUCACAGCCGCAGGAUGAGGAAGACGAUGCUGUCACUUAACAAAGCAAAAACCCUCGGGGCUCGACUCUCUCUGCUGGGCUCCAUCCGCCUCGCUCACCUGGCACCUGAGCUGCCGGCUGUGGCCGAGUUCUCCACAGCCGAGACAAUGGGUCACUCGGCGGACCGUCUGGCGGCUGCAUUCGGUGUGUCACGUUUAGAGCAGGAUGAAUUUGCUCUGCGAUCUCACACCCUCGCAAAGAAAGCUCAAGACAGCGGGCUGCUCAGUGAUGUCAUCAGCUUUAAAGUGCCAGGGAAGGAUAUUGUGUCUAAAGACAAUGGGAUCCGUCCUUCCACCAUGGAACAGAUGGCCAAACUGAAACCUGCCUUCAUCAAGCCUCACGGCACAGUGACGGCCGCAAACUCCUCCUUCCUGACUGACGGAGCGUCUGCAGUUUUGAUCAUGUCAGAGGAGAAAGCUCUUGCUAUGGGUUACAAGCCUAAAGCGUAUCUCAGAGAUUUUGUGUACGUGUCUCAAGACCCAAAAGACCAGCUGCUUCUCGGGCCGACCUACGCCACACCAAAGGUCCUGGAGAAGAGCGGUCUGACCAUGAACGACAUCGAUGUGUUUGAGUUCCAUGAGGCUUUUGCUGGUCAGAUCAUGGCAAACCUGAAGGCAAUGGAAUCUGACUGGUUCGCCCAAACAUAUAUGGGCAGAAAAACUAAGGUUGGUGCUCCUCCGAUGGAGAAGUUUAACUCAUGGGGAGGUUCUCUGUCUCUUGGACAUCCGUUUGCGGCCACCGGCUGUAGACUGGCGACCACCGUCGCCCACAGACUGCAGAAGGAGGGUGGUCAGUACGGCUUGGUGGCUGCAUGUGCCGCUGGAGGACAGGGUCAUGCUAUGGUGAUCGAAGCUUAUCCCCAGUAACCAUCAAACUUCCACAGACUGUAACACAUGGACUCUGUAAAUAACGUGCCGUAUUGCCUUGAUAUGUUCAUGAUCUAUUCAUUAUCUGGAGGUUCUUGAUUUGAAAUGAGGCUUGAGACAUGGAUGUAAACGUUGACGUAGCUUUACUUGAAAAAGUGAUAAGUAGAUAAGUUAAAUAUAUUUUGUCUUCUAAAUAUAGCAGUUAAAACAGGCCAGUUAUAUUCUUCCACAUUACAGAAGGGUAUAAUUCACAUUUGAUUCUGAAAUCUAUAGUUCUAGAUCUUUUCUUCCUAAUUCUAAGCAUUCUAUAAUCUCCAGAUAAUGCUUCAUUUUAUCUAUGAAGUUUAACGACUGUAUCUGCUCUCACUGGUUUUUUUGUUGUACAGCAGUAUUAGCUGUUGUUUAGUUUUUAAGGAUAGGAUUGUAAGAUUGAUUGAUUCUGUAUCAACCAUAAAGACAAAGGUAAUGCACUUACACAUACAUGAGCCUCAGAUUCAAGCAGGAGAACCUCUGGAGAACUCUGUGAUCCAUUUCUCAGUUUUCUAGUGGUUUGUACAAAUAAACAUUAUUUGAAAUCGCCA